Molecule: messenger RNA, 914 nt
Organism: Gryllus bimaculatus (two-spotted cricket)
Lineage: Eukaryota; Metazoa; Arthropoda; Insecta; Orthoptera; Gryllidae
Source: the annotation of a GenBank genome assembly
GCCGCCUCAACCUCAACCUCUACCGCCGCCGCCGCCGGAUCAGCCGCUCACCGCGCGCUCUCCAGCCCGCCAUGUCUUCGAUGCAGUGCGGCUGCCCGUCGGCGCCCACGGGCCCCACGCUGGCCGCCACGUGCGGCGGCUCGGCCUUCAUGCUGUUCAUGGGGCUGCUGGAGGUGUUCAUCCGGUCGCAGUGCGACCUGGAGGACCCGUGCGGGCGGCCGCGCGCGCGCCGCCGCCUCGACGACGCCUACGACUUCAUCGUGGUGGGCGGCGGGUCGGCCGGCGCCGUGGUGGCCGCGCGCCUCUCCGAGGUGCCCCACUUCACCGUGCUGCUGGUGGAGGCCGGCCUCGACGAGCCCACCGGCGCGCAGGUGCUGGGCGGCACGAGCACCAUGAACGGCAUGAUGUACAUGCGCGGCAGCCGCGCCGACUUCGACGGGUGGGCGGCGCGCGGCAACAGCGGCUGGAGCUACGAGGAGGUGCUGCCCUUCUUCAUCAAGUCGGAGGACAACCUGCAGCCCGGGCUGGCCGACAACGGCUUCCACGGCCAGGGCGGCCCGCUCACCGUCACGCAGUUCCCCUACCACCCGCCGCUCUCGCACGCCAUCAUUCAGGUGACGCCCGCCUUCUCUUUGGCUUUCGCCCCGCCGCGCAGGCGCUCGCCCGUUUGCCACGGCCUCGCAGCCGGACAUAAGCUCCCCCCCUCGCUUGUCCUCGUGCUUGUUCCCAGGCCCGUCCCCACGCGUGUCCCCACGGAUGUCCCCACGCGCGACCCCACGCUUUUCCCACACGUAACCUCGUUCCUGGCCGUGCACGACGAGAGGUCGCCGGUGUCGCCGCGCCGGCAUGGCUCACGCCGCACCGCGCGCCGGCCGUUCGCGUUGAGCAGCACGCGCGUGCACCGUGGCGUUUGA